Molecule: messenger RNA, 2968 nt
Organism: Podarcis raffonei (Aeolian wall lizard)
Lineage: Eukaryota; Metazoa; Chordata; Lepidosauria; Squamata; Lacertidae
Gene: PSAT1
Product: phosphoserine aminotransferase 1
Exons: 9
Coding region: 68-1180 (370 amino acids)
Biological process (GO): L-serine biosynthetic process
Cellular component (GO): cytoplasm
Molecular function (GO): pyridoxal phosphate binding; O-phospho-L-serine:2-oxoglutarate transaminase activity
Source: RefSeq, a predicted model, not a curated record
UCCGGAGAGGCGGCUGGGCUGCAGCCCCACAAAGCCGGAGGGACGCGGAGGAAGCCUCGCCUGGACCAUGGACGCCCAGAAGCACGUGGCCAACUUCGGCGCGGGACCCGCGAAGCUGCCGCUGCCGGUAUUGUUAGAAGCCCAGAAAGAGUUGGUGAAUUAUAAUGGCCUUGGCAUUAGUGUUCUUGAAAUGAGCCACAGAUCAUCUGAUUUUUCAAAAAUUGUCAAAGCAGCUGAAAAGUGCUUGCGUGAACUCUUAAAUAUACCAGACAACUACAAAGUGAUUUUUCUCCAAGGAGGUGGAUCUGGACAAUUCAGUGGUGUCCCACUUAAUCUUAUUGGGCUAAAAGAAGCCAGGUGUGCUGAUUAUGUGGUUACAGGAGCUUGGUCAGCAAAAGCAGCCAAGGAAGCAGAGAAAUAUGCCAAAGUGAACCUUGUUCAUCCUAAACUCUCUAGUUAUACAAAAAUUCCUGAUCCAAGCACUUGGAACCUUAACCCCGAUGCCUCUUAUGUCUACUAUUGUGCAAAUGAAACGGUUCAUGGUGUGGAGUUUGACUUUGUACCUGAUGUUGGAAAGGCAGUUUUAGUGUGUGAUAUGUCAUCCAAUUUCCUCUCCAGGCCGGUGGAUGUGUCUAAGUUUGGUGUAAUCUUUGCUGGUGCCCAGAAGAAUGCAGGCUGUGCUGGAGUUACAGUGGUUAUAGUACGUGAGGAUUUGAUUGGCUUUGCGCUCAAAGAGUGCCCAACAGUGUUGGACUACAAAGUGCAAGUGGAGAACAGCUCACUAUACAACACUCCUCCGUGCUUCAGUAUCUAUAUCACAGGCUUGGUCCUGGAUUGGGUAAGAAACAAUGGCGGAGCUGCAGCUAUGGAUAAGCUUAGCCAAAUGAAGUCACAGAUGAUUUAUGAUAUUAUUGAUGGAUCCAGUGGAUUCUACGUGUGUCCUGUGGAGAAGAAGAGCAGGAGCAGAAUGAAUGUUCCUUUCCGGAUUGGCAGCAUUAAGGGCGAUGAGGCCCUGGAAAAGAAAUUCCUUGAUCAAGCUACAGAAAACAACAUGCUAUCCCUGAAAGGGCAUAGAUCUGUGGGAGGAAUCCGUGCUUCUUUGUAUAAUGCUGUGACAAGAGAAGAUGUUCAGAAGUUAGCAACAUUCAUGAAGAGCUUCAUGGAGAGGCAUCGGUCAUGAACUCAAAUUAAUUAGUGUUGCCCCUCUUGGAAAUAAAAGUGUAAUGAAUUGGAAGCUGGUGGAAAUAUUUUAUAUACUAAAACUUUCAAUAUCACAGUCAAAUUUUGGAAACCAAUAAAAAUCCCAGUGUCUCUUGCAUCUGCCCAAUAUUCAAAGUGGUUUUGGCUGUAGAAGAUCCAGGCUUGCUUGUCCCUGCACUUUGAGAAUUGACCCCAGUGUUUUAUCACAGUCCUUAGAGGUAUGCAGUUCAUUUGGUUUUUUUAAGUGGGUAGGUAGGGAGAUAAUUCAGCAGCCUGAAAUAAAAUAAAAUGUACUGAGGAUAGAGGUAAAAACAUAGAAAAUACAUUUUGGGGGGUUACAAUCAAAUAAUAGAUCUUAUUCUAAUUGCCCCUGCUGAAAACCUUGCAGUUCUUGCUGUCACCUUAUCAUCUUGAUCUGCUAAAAGAAAUGACACAGUAGCAAUGGUUAAGUGACCAUGGCAGGGACAACAAUAGAAGAGUGGUGGGUUAGAGGGGUUGUAGAGAUUAGUAUUGCAUACAUGGCAACUCUCUGAAAUUGUUGUUCUCAGUGUAACGGAUCUGACAAACAAUCCAUCUUACGUAAAAUAUUUUCCUUGGUGCCUGUUUGUUACAUUUUCCUGAGGUUAGUCUCCUCCUUAAGCGUGCCAUGUACUUAGUAUGGUAAGCAAAGUUAAAUACAGUGGUACCUCUGGUUAUGACCGGGAUCAGUUCCGGACACCUGGCCGUAUCCCGAAAAUUUCGUAACUGGAGGACCCCUUCUGUGCACACAUGCGGCGGCACAGAGCGCUUCUGCGUUUGCCGUAGCCAUAACCCAAACAUUCCGUAACCUGGAGGUUAUGCAACAUGAGGUACCACUGUAUUUAGAUAACAUUCAAUGGGAACAGAUUUUAUAUGUUUAAUAAUUCCAAGUACACCUCACUAGUGCCUAAGGGAAUUACUCGCAGUCAUCCUUUGUUAACAUCAGGCCUUAGUUUUUGAAGCAGGAAGCCUGUUAAGUUUUGCUGACUUUGACCAUGGAAUUGUUAAACGCACACUUAACUAUACUGUCGUGCAGUUCCAUCCUCUGCUUUUAAAAUACUGAACUACUUCUGACUUAAAGACAUUUACAUUUGGCACCCUUCCAUUCUACAGCACAGAAACCAAAAUCACUUUCUUUCCCUGUGCCCUCCUGCCUGUUUUGAAACCAAUAUUGCCUUCACGUUCACAAGAUCCCACACAAUUCCCCCCAAUGAACGUUUUUGUUCAGGGGCCAUGUCACACCUUUUGUGCCUUCUUGGAAGAUGCACUCGCAGCAGAUGGAGGCCUUGCCUGUUCAGGAAUCGAGGAAGCUUCCUUUCCUGAGUCAGACCAUUGCUCCCUCCAGCUCAGCAUUAUCUGCACUUUCUGGCAACAGAUCUCUGGAGUCUCAGGCAGUCUCAGCCCUACAGGGACACACUGGGGUUGGAACCUGGGACUUCUGCAUGCCAAGCAGAUGCUCUUCCACUGAGCCAUGACCUCACCCCCCCUCGCUCAUCAUACAUAAUUCUGUUGUGUGUUUUUUAAUGACCUGUACAGAGAUUGUGUCCAUGUAGGACACAACUGUCGUGUAUGAAAUGGCCAACACUCUUAACUUGUGAAAGGAAGGUUCAGUUUAUUGUCCCCUUGCAUUCUAUUUCCUGUUCAUACUCUGGUAUAACUUACCCAUAUGCCCAAUAAUGUUUCCCUUAAAAAUAAAUUUUAACCAAAACUGUUUAUUUCACAAAGGCUACAUUCAUUAGAGCAUGACAUU